CGCGUCGGUGUUGCCUCACUUUUGAUAUCUAGGCAAUACCACCCAGACACCAGUAGCACCCACAGCAAAGGAACCUGAAUUAUUCGGUACCCAUAAGCCUGAAACGCACUUUGAUUAUACCUGAGGCGAUUUCUUGACGACACCGGGCCAUACCAAUCAUUCGUUUCUACGAGUUUUUGUUUCGACACCACUGGCCGAGACAACGUCGUCACUUCAUCACCUUCCUCCGACAAGACUUUUAAUCACUCUUGGAACCAAUUCGGAGCAGGGAGGCACCUCACUUUCGAAACCCUUUGGGAGGAGGCCGACGGCCUGGCCGAAUAAAUCGCAAAGAUGGAUCUCGACAUAUCCGACAUUCUAGCCGACGUGUCGAGACCGUCUGGUGGAAUUUCGGGGUCGACAAAUUCAAUCUCGCACAGCGCCACCGACACGGAUACUUUUGUCGACCAUCAGUUGCUGGUGAGGGCUUGGACCUCUGAGAGGUGCGCUCCGGAUUUGUUACCUUACCCGGAAGACCUGAUGGGUCGGGUGAUGAGUCGGGUACAGAACCAAAUCAUCCGUAUCGAAGACAUGGCAUCAGGGAUGGGAGACGGCGGUUUUUCUUCCGCGGCGAACUUUGGCGACCAGAAAGGAAGCACCCAAAACUCAAACCUCAUCUUGAGCAUUUUACAAACCGACCUCGGACGCACACAAUUCUUGGUUCGAAGUCUUUUGAGAAUCCGACUGAGCAAAUUGACAAAACAUGCGAUGCACUACCUGAGACUCACCGAGGACCGGAAAAGUUUGUAUCUGAGUUCUGCGGAAACACAAUUUGUCAGGAAUCAUCAAGCGUUACUGGCCGAAUUUUACGACUCGAGUUUUCUGUCGGCUUUCCCGACCAGCUUGAAACGACUGGACGACGUUAGCGGUGGAGCCAACAUGGUUGAAGGUCCAGACUUGGGGAGUGCGGUGGUGGUUAGGUGUCUCGUCGAAUUCUGGAGGAAUGAUGAUGAUAUUGAGAACGGAGACGACAGUAAUGCAACGACGACGACGACGACCGCCGCAAGUGUAGAAUUGAGUAUGAGAAGAGGUGAAAUUUGGAUCGUUAGAUGGAGGGAUGUCAAGGCAGGUGUCGAAAGGGGUGAAAUUGAAUUGUUGUAAUAAAGAAUUACCUAGAUUUUUUUUUCGAGAUCCAGCACCCAAAAACCUUGACCAUCUCACUCAAGGUAUGUUGUAUCUGUAUGCAUUGAAAGGAAGAAGAAGGUGAUGACGCAAUGUAUAACCAACAAAUCAAUAUACCCG
Molecule: messenger RNA, 1281 nt
Organism: Exophiala oligosperma
Lineage: Eukaryota; Fungi; Ascomycota; Eurotiomycetes; Chaetothyriales; Herpotrichiellaceae
Exons: 1
Coding region: 334-1140 (268 amino acids)
Biological process (GO): double-strand break repair via break-induced replication; DNA-templated DNA replication
Cellular component (GO): GINS complex
Source: RefSeq, a predicted model, not a curated record